This is a messenger RNA of Amborella trichopoda, 907 nucleotides long. RefSeq names its product DNA-binding HORMA family protein (gene REV7). Lineage: Eukaryota; Viridiplantae; Streptophyta; Magnoliopsida; Amborellales; Amborellaceae. The record is from RefSeq and is a predicted model, not a curated record. Gene Ontology annotation, cellular component: zeta DNA polymerase complex.
UUGUACUCGAAAGAAAAAAUUGUUGGAAACUGGGUGAUUCUAUGGGUCUUUUGACCGUGGAGCCUCCACCCCGCAGUGCACUGGCGGUUUCAACAGAACCGUAACACGCUGUAGACAUCGUUAGAUGUAGCAUGACAACCAUCCAUUGGCCUUCAAAGUUUCCGGUUUCCUCACCAUUUCGUCGUUUGAAGAAGAGAACCCUCUCUUUGAAGCUUUACGGCAAAUGGAUCGUGGAAACCUAGCAACCCAAGGUGAGAUAGCUAGGAUAUUGGUCGAGUUCUUGGAAGUUUCCAUUACUUCAGUGGUCUUUCUUCGCGGCAUUUAUCCUCCUGAAGCAUUUGAGAGGCGGCGUUAUAUGAAUAUCGCCGUGCAGAGGGCCCGCAAUCCGCAGCUCAGAAACUACAUACAUUCAGCUGUUGCAGGCCUCUACCAUUUCAUCCAAAAGGGAUUAGUGGAGAGAGUGGCAGUUAUCUUCUAUGGUGAAGAUCAUGUUCCCUCUGAGAAAUUUGUUUUUAAGCUAGACGUGAAUCAGUCGUAUCAUUUGAAUUCAGAAGAAAGCGAUUUCCAAUAUGCUUUGAGGUCUUUCCUGAUAAAACUUUCUGUAGCUCAACCUCUCACCACGAUUCUUCCAACAGAUUGCAGAUGGGAGAUUACGGCAUACUUUCGCAGCCUGCCAAAAGAAAAUAGCAAGGAAGCAGAACUUUGGAUUCCUACAGAUACAAAGCAAUGGCAGCAUCCACCGUUUAUUACUCCAAUCAAGUCGAUGAGCAGUGAACCUCUCUCUGUACAGUUAUAUGUUGAACACCCCCACCCAUCACAGCAACCUUCUGAUCCAUGAAUCACUGGACUGUAAAUAAUUACACUUCAAAAAUUUAGAAUGUAAUUCAAUUGCUCAUUUCAAGAUGUC